AUGAAGCCUGAUCUAGCCACGGUCUAUCGUUGGCAGAGUCAGGAAGCCUUCCAGAUAGAGCAGGCCCUGCACCUGCCCCAGGUCACACCCUUACCCCAUGGUGGCCUCCACGUCCAUACCCACGAGCAUCUCCUGUGGGGAAGGAUUCUGGAAGACAUAGGAGGAGACGCCAGCAUUUCGCCCUCCAGCACCUCCCGCGGGCUGUGGUCCGCUUCCGGCCUCACUCGAGCAGGCCCCGCCCUCCCAGAGGCCGUUUGUCCAAGUCACGUGAUCGUCGAAUCUGUUGACCUGGCGCCACCGGAAAAAGAAAUUCCCGGGCCCUGGCUUCUUGGCCUGAUGGGGAGAAGGCAGAGCUGGUGCUGUAUGAAGUUUGGCUGCAGAUCCUGGGCCAGCCCUACACCAAGGCCUUGGAGGACAAAACCAGCCUUGAGUUCUGGGCACUUCAGGGGCAACCGACAAGGCACUCCUAGCCUCGAAGCCUCCAGCCUGCUGGAUGCCUCCAUCCCCGGCUAUGCUGUGGCUCUCCUCAUUCUAGGCCUCCUGCUUGUCACAUUCACCCUUGUCCUGGUGCUAAAGUGGAGGGCAUGCCUUGGGGUGUCCAGCCUGGGUGUGUAGAAGCACACAGUGUGGUACAGAGGACCCUCUCCAGACAGGUGACCCCUCACGCUGCUGCUCCCUCUGCUGAAACCCAAACUGCAAACCUCUCCUCUCCCUGCCUUCACCUUGCCCCACGGCUUCCACAGACAGUGCCUCAACCCCGAGGAAUGAAUCCGAAGUUCCAACACCACUGACUUUCCCAGGAACUCAGAGCCAGAGAGGGCCAAGGACCAGCUCGAGGACACACAUCCAGGGCUUCUUCCCUUCGAAACCCCCAAGGACUGGACUUGCAGGACUGGGACAGAGGUGGGGUGGGGGAAAGCAAUGCCUUGUCAACCCAUGUGGGGAGCCCCACUCCCAUCCCCAAGGUGCAUAAAGUUGAGGAACACCCCUGC
Messenger RNA from Gorilla gorilla gorilla (western lowland gorilla), 992 nucleotides. RefSeq lists its product as uncharacterized. The coding region runs from base 1 to 615 and encodes 204 amino acids. NCBI's taxonomy places the organism in Eukaryota, Metazoa, Chordata, Mammalia, Primates, Hominidae. The transcript has 6 exons. The record is from RefSeq and is a predicted model, not a curated record.